UGUAGCGGGGGAUGAGCCUGUGAAGAGAUGGCAGGGAGAGAGCUGACACUCACAGAGGAAUGAGAACUUGUUGGGGAUGGCGGACAAACCUCUGACAGUGUUUGUGAAGCUGUUUGCCGCAGGCUUUUACGGCGUGAGCUCGUUUCUCAUCGUCGUGGUGAACAAAAGUGUCCUCACAAACUACAGGUUCCCUUCUUCAAUAUGUGUCGGAAUUGGACAAAUGUUGGCCACAGUGGUUGUGCUGUGGGUGGGCAAGGCUGCGAGGGUGAUCAGCUUCCCAGACUGUGAUGAGAGUAUACCUCGCAAGGCGUUUCCUCUACCUCUCCUUUAUGUGGGAAAUCAAGUCACUGGUCUGUUUGGAACCAAAAGGCUAAAUCUGCCGAUGUUUACUGUCCUCAGGAGGUUUUCCAUCUUAUUCACAAUGCUGGCUGAAGGAUUACUGCUCAAGAAGAAAUUCUCCAGGCCAGUCCAGCUGACAGUAUUUACAAUGAUCCUUGGGGCGUUUAUAGCUGCAAGCGCCGACUUGUCCUUCGACCUGCAAGGCUACGUGUUCAUUCUCCUGAACGACGUGCUGACUGCAGCCAACGGAGCCUAUGUGAAACAAAAAUUGGAUGCGAAGGAGCUGGGGAAGUAUGGAUUGUUGUAUUAUAAUGCUUUAUUUAUGAUAAUUCCUACUCUACUGUUUGCUCAUGUGACUGGAGAUGUGCAGAAGGCAGUGGAAUAUGAAGGCUGGUCAGAUGCAUUUUUCCUCACCCAGUUCAUCCUCUCUUGCAUCAUGGGGUUUGUUCUGAUGUAUUCCACUGUCCUUUGUACACAAUACAACUCUGCAUUAACAACUACGAUAGUGGGCUGCAUCAAGAAUGUCCUGGUGACCUACAUUGGGAUGGUGUUCAGUGGAGACUACAUUUUCUCUUGGACAAACUUCAUAGGUUUGAAUAUCAGUAUUGCAGGCAGCCUGGUGUACUCCUACAUCACUCUAACAGAAGAUCAGUCCAACAAAGCAAGUGAAGGCACCAAGCUGGAUCUCAAGGGCAAGGUGGUUGUAUGACAGAGACACUGGAUUUGAUUUUUUUAUUAUGCUGAUGAACAGGAAAACUCUAUUUUUAGUAUGAUUUAUUUAUGGAGUAUUUUAGUGGCGAAGGCAUGAGAUUAAUGAGAAUCUGUCACAGAAACUUCCUUUCUGUGUUUUUGUGGAAAUGGAGCCAUGCGUCACCCUGACACUCCUGCGGUUGCCACUAGGGACUGUGGGUUGAUUUUUAGAUGUUCUUUUUAAAUAUUUGUAUUUUGAUACUGUACAUGUGAGCACCGAGAAGAAGGGAAACAUGGAACCAAUAUUAUUUAUAUUACAACAUUUCCUGAACUGAACGUUAAAAGUAAUGUUGGGAUGGUGUAAUGUUUCCAGCUGGAUUUAUCGCUGGUUUUAAGCGUGGACUGACGAAUCAUGGGGAAAUUAAGUAAUGGUUAUUUUAAAGAAACAAUCCUUAUUUUUUUAUUGCCUUUUCUAGUUUGCUGUUUACAAGGACUGUAACUUUAGAUGCCUUCUAAGCACAGCGAGAUGCACUGACACUGUCAUUUUCUGUUGUUUCAGUCUUUAGUACAUUUCUUUAGAUUUUUGCGCAAACACUGUUAUAAGCUUUUUACAGACAAACGUAAGGACAGUAAUCUAACCUCAUCCUUCAAACAACCAAAGUGGAUGGGCAGUGGGCUGUCAGUUUCCAUCAAGGAUUGUGGCUUUAAUUAAUGUUCCUGCCUCCUUUUGGGAGAUAAUUUAAGAUAACAGUUUACAUUUUGUUCCCUCGGUAUUACAGAAUGUGUGUUGUGGAUUCUCAAAGGCUGUAACUGGUUCUCUCUAAGCAGAAUUAACAACUACUUAUGGUUUGUUAUUUGUACAAGGGGAUCCAUUUGUUUUUGUUUUUUCCUGACACAAUGUUAUCGCACUUUUAACUGAGGUAAAAAAAAAAAAGGGUGAAACUGCUUUGCCUCACAGUUACAUUCAUUGUUGAGACUGAGAUUAUUAUACUUUCCUGAAAUGUAUGUGUCAAGUAUUACGAUAAGAGGAACAUGGUUUUCUAAACCUUUCAAUAGUCAGGUACGAGUUUUGACUUUGUUUGUUUUUUACAUUUCUAUCAUUUUAUAUUUAUUACUUUUUUUAGACUAAUAUUCAUUCUGUAGGUGGAGCGACUUGUGAAUUUGAAGGUGAUCUCAUCUCAAUCACAGCAACCAUGGAUUUGUAGCAUUGAUGUAUUUUUUCAUUAAAACUGUUGACAUAA
Molecule: messenger RNA, 2270 nt
Organism: Micropterus salmoides (largemouth bass)
Lineage: Eukaryota; Metazoa; Chordata; Actinopteri; Centrarchiformes; Centrarchidae
Product: UDP-N-acetylglucosamine/UDP-glucose/GDP-mannose transporter-like
Exons: 12
Coding region: 77-1048 (323 amino acids)
Cellular component (GO): Golgi apparatus
Molecular function (GO): antiporter activity; GDP-fucose transmembrane transporter activity
Source: RefSeq, a predicted model, not a curated record